UUCAGUGCACUGAAGGUUCCUGAGCCAGUGGAUACACAAACUGCAAAAAUUGAUGCCCAAGAGCAGGAAUCUGCAAAGAGCUCUGCUGAAUACGUGCAGGCUUCCAAAGCUCGCAUUGCCCAGUAUGAGCAACAGCUUCAGAAGCUCCGAAGCAUGAUUCCCUUUGAACAGAUGACAUUUGAAGACUUGGCGGAAGUCUUCCCUGAAACCAAACUGGACAAGGAGAAAUAUCCGUACUGGCCCCACAAACCGAUUGCCGAUCUGUAA
Molecule: messenger RNA, 267 nt
Organism: Mesitornis unicolor (brown roatelo)
Lineage: Eukaryota; Metazoa; Chordata; Aves; Mesitornithiformes; Mesitornithidae
Product: ATP synthase subunit d, mitochondrial-like
Exons: 3
Biological process (GO): proton motive force-driven ATP synthesis
Molecular function (GO): proton transmembrane transporter activity
Source: RefSeq, a predicted model, not a curated record